Penaeus chinensis is the source of this 1715-nucleotide messenger RNA. RefSeq names its product carbohydrate sulfotransferase 5-like. The transcript is spliced from 7 exons. The record is from RefSeq and is a predicted model, not a curated record. Lineage: Eukaryota; Metazoa; Arthropoda; Malacostraca; Decapoda; Penaeidae. Gene Ontology annotation, biological process: sulfur compound metabolic process; N-acetylglucosamine metabolic process. Gene Ontology annotation, molecular function: N-acetylglucosamine 6-O-sulfotransferase activity. The coding region runs from base 85 to 1452 and encodes 455 amino acids.
CACACCUGCACCUUCGUGGUACCAGGUGCAGCACGCUCAAUCGGGUGCAUCAUCCAUUAAAUGUAGCCGAGGAGACCUACAAGUAUGACCUGUGUGGCCCGGUCGGUCCGUUUUCCUCGCCUGUGGGAGAGCCUGAGAAAAAAAAACUAUAACUGGAAACAUGUGUUCGCCAUUGUUCUCACGCUGAUGUUUAUAAACUUGUGGUUAACGAAGACUGGAUUAUCUCGCUGGAAGUACGUCUUAGACAAAACUCACGAAUUCGAUCAAAACCGUGCAGAUUUCUUGGAAGUUUCCGAAGCCGUGAUAAGCGACCAAGAAGAGGCUGGUGUUGAAGGAAGAGGUGAGCAAGGAAUCCCCAAAGAUGAAAAAUUCGACAGAAGAAAAACAGGGAAGGCAUUUUCGAACGGGGGCGAGGCGAUAAAAGGAGAAGGAAAAGAAGAAGCGAUGGAAGAAGUUGAUAAGAGAGAAAUGGCAAUAUAUAAUGACGUAAACGGAUUAGGAGAGAAUGAAAACAUAGAUGUCCAAUCACAAAAGACGAAGAAACAGAAGGUUAUCUUACUGUGGACUGGUUGGCGAAGUGGUUCAACUUUCUUGGGAGAAUUACUGAAGAGGUGGUCCAGCAAGACGUUUUACAGCUACGAGCCACUUCACAUCUUCAAAGUCAAAGUCCACGAGAAAACGGACAACCCCAACUCAGCCUCUAUUUCUGCAACGUCCGCUCUACGGGACAUUCUGGCUUGUGACUUCCGUACCCACGGGGCAAUCCUCAAGUAUCAGAACAGAUGGAGGUGGUACAAGUGGGCCAACACGUAUCUCAUGGAGAGGUGUACGAAAACCAGGAAAUGUUACGACCCGAGUUUUGUGAGCAAGACCUGUCGAUCAGCGGACGUGCAUCUGCUCAAGGUUCUCCGCUUAAGUCUCCCUUGGGCCCGGACUUUCCUGGAGAACGAAGACCUCGAUUUUCAGAUCCUUUACGUGGUUCGCGACCCACGCGCUGUGCUCAGCUCGAGACGAAAAGUGACCUGGUGCAAUACCCCAACCUGCAGUAGUCCGAGAGUCACUUGCUCCCUCUUGGCCGGUGACUUGGCAGAGGCGGCUGUUCUUCAGAAGGAGUUUCCUGACAGAUUCAAGUUCCUGCACUAUGACGAAAUCUGCCAGAACAUGACCACCAGCCUGGCAGACAUAAUGAACUUCCUGGGCCUCCCUGUGCAGCAAGAACAGACCAAACUCCUGCAGGAAAAGAAGACUUCGCAGAACAAAUACUCAGUGCACAAGAACAGCCUCCUCCAGGCCCAACUCUGGCGCAAAACCACGUCUUUCUAUGACAUCGUGCUCCCUGUCCAACACUUCUGUCAGUCCUCGCUUCAGAAGCUGGGUCUCAGGAGUUUCCCGGUGGAGAAGGAGUUCCUCGACCUCAGUGUCCCAGUGCUGGAGAGUCCUUCGAAGUUAUAGACGAAUACAGACCAAGAGACACAGACCAUUAUGGACCAUCCUACACAGGUCAAAAUCUGAUAGAAACCAAAAUCGACUUGCUGAUCGGAAUGUUCUCUAGAAAGCAGUCGGCCAUAAUUAACGUCACUGGCCAAGGACAAGAACAAGGACAAAUAAGGACAGAAGGAUCACACAAAAUCCGCACCCCCCCCCCCCCCCACCCCCUCCUAGGUAUGUGGUCUGAUCCCAGCCUCUUUUCCUUUUUCCUUUUCUUUCCUUUCCUU